AUGUAGAAAUUGAGGAGAUGUUUUUAGAAGGGACAAUGAGUGUAAUAGGAAGUGAGGUGAUUCCCCUAGAGUAUGAUGGCAUGGACUCGGAGAGUAGUCUGUCUCCAUCUAGUUCGGAGAGGACAGUGGAGGAAAGAAGGGAGCGGGGGGUAGUGGAAAAGGAGGAAGAGGAAAUUCCCUCAAAUAUAAUGGAGGUUAAGGGUAAUGUGGGUAGGUGUUAUGACCCAGAAUUAGACAUAGUGUCUAAAGUGAGAGGGUAUGUGAGUGAAUUGAGUAGUAGGAGCAGCCUUAGGGGGCUAGUAAAUAACUGUUACCUUUCUCACCAUGUGUUGAUUAAGCCUGCGGGGGUGAAUGAGAGAGCAUGCUCAGCACCCUGUGACCAUUGGAUGCCCAUGUAUGUCCAUUAUUUGGCUGCAGGGCUUAGGGCUAGGGGUAAAGGUGAGAAGGGGUGGUACUACUUCAGCCCUCGGUCGUCCAGCAAAGAGAAUUGGAGUUUAUUCACUACUGGACCGUCAUCCAUUAAAGGAUGGAAAGAAAAAUUCUUCUUUGAGGAUGACACCGAGUGGAGUAGGAGGGAUGCCGAAGUAGAACAAUUGUCUGCUUGGAAAGCUAAGAAAACCAAGCAGAACAAUUAUAAGUUGAAUAAGGAUGAAGUGGAAGAAGUAGGUAAGCUGGUGAGGGAAGAAGGGGAGUUAGUGGAUAUCAUGUACCACACCAGCGCAGAGACAAUAAAGGCUGCCGAGCUCCAUGGGCCAAGCUCAUUGAGCGAAGCUGAGAUGGAUAGCUUUCUAAACGUUGUUGGGGGGCUGGCCAUCCCAAAGAAGCCAAGGAAGAAGUCAAAGACUUCAAUUGCGGCAGCAAAAGGUGAGGAAGUGAGUGAGGAGGUGGCGCCACUCCAGAGGAAGAAGAGGAAGGUGGCAAAGCCAGAAGCUAGGGGGGAUGAGGUGGUUGAGUUUGUACCUCGGCCUUCUCCUGCUAAAGUGGAUCCUAAAGUCAGGGAAAGGGAGGAGGUCGAGGUGCGAGGCCCUGGCAAAGGCAAAGAACUCAUCCCUCCUCCUUCGUUCCAGAAAAGUUUGUUCGAAGCAACGAACAUUACUGGGAUGAAGCGCUUCCUCAACGCAACUCUUCCUGAGGUGGAUAGGAGGCAAGUGAGGGAAGAGGCAGUGAGCCAACUGGGGGCUCGCAUUGUAAGGCACUCCCUAGAGGUAAACAAUCUAGCGCAAGAGUAUGCGGAAAGUGUGAGAGAUUGUGCCAACUUGCAGAGGCAGUGUGAGGAGCUGCUAAAAGAGAAGGAAGAUACGUUAAGCACGAGACUUGUCUUCGAAGAGUGUAAAAGGAAGAUCUGCGAAGACAAGAUUGAGGCUCAAGACAAAUAUAUUGAGAAGAUGAACAAGAGGAUGGCUGAACUGAAGAAGAAUGUGCAUCAACUGGUUCACAACGAGAUGGAGGAGCAUAUUGGGAACUUCCUCAACUCCAGCAUCUUCAAGAACAUCAUCAACCUCUACCGGCUGCCGAUCGCAAUUUUGGCCUUCACCGACUGUAGAAAGAAGCGUGACGCAGAGGGACGCACUAUUUUUCCUCCAACCUUUGAUGCUGAGUUGGUGGCCGUAGAGGAAGAGGAAGGAGUGCAAGAUACUGAAGUGAAGAACCAGAUAGAUCUGGCCGAAGUCCAACCUCCUGAAGUUCAUCCAAUUUCCUCUGGUGAAGAGCAGCUAGCUCCUCCUGAAGCAGAAGUGCCACCUCUACCUGCUGGGGAUGAGCCACCUUAACCACCUCUUCCUGCUAAGGAGCAACCUCCUCCCUCAGCAAAUUAGCUUAGGAUUUUUUUGUUUUAUUUUUGUUAGUUGUGUUUGUAAUAAACAACAAUUUUGUAAUUGAUUUUCAUUAAUUUAUAAAAUUUUUGAAGUUAU
This is a messenger RNA of Rubroshorea leprosula, 1910 nucleotides long. NCBI's taxonomy places the organism in Eukaryota, Viridiplantae, Streptophyta, Magnoliopsida, Malvales, Dipterocarpaceae. The record is from the annotation of a GenBank genome assembly.